Drosophila busckii is the source of this 5557-nucleotide messenger RNA. RefSeq names its product calcium-dependent secretion activator (gene Cadps). Gene Ontology annotation, biological process: synaptic vesicle exocytosis; dense core granule exocytosis. The coding region runs from base 1 to 4392 and encodes 1463 amino acids. NCBI's taxonomy places the organism in Eukaryota, Metazoa, Arthropoda, Insecta, Diptera, Drosophilidae. The transcript is spliced from 23 exons. The record is from RefSeq and is a predicted model, not a curated record.
AUGAUCGACCCUAGCUCUAGUGAAGAUGAGGGGGACGACGACACUGUCGUUGAUUUACCUAACAAAGGCCGUAUUGGAGUGCCGUCCAAAUCAGUGACGGCUGCGACUGGCAACCCAACCGCUGGGUCAGUAGCCACAAUACCGCCGACUGGGUCUAAUGUCCAGAAUGGCGAAUUCUUCGGCAGGUCACAGCCGCAGACUGCCCUCUCUUCAAAUAUCCGGCAAGAAGGAACUGGGAGUAUCGGUAAUAUUGGAGGUCUUGGAAAAAAUGAUCAGUCGCAAAGCCAGUGCCCUACCGAAAGUGCCAGUCUUGAGGUACCCAACAAUGGAAUUCCUAGUGGCAUAUCGCAAGAAACCUUGAGUCCAAGUGCUGGAUCUUCACGAGCCAACUCACUGCCACGCCCCCUGUCUCCUUCUCCAUCUGUAGGAAGUGACAAACAAGAGUCCGGUGAUCCACAUGAUAAGCAUGAACGAGAAGAGGAGGAACGGAAACGCCGUAUUCAGUUAUAUGUGUUUAUAUCACGCUGCAUAUCGUAUCCUUUCAAUGCUAAGCAACCUACGGAUAUGACUAAAAGGCAACCAAAGAUUACAAAACAGCAACUGGAAAUGAUCACGCAAAGAUUUCAGGCGUUCUUAAAAGGCGAAACGCAGAUAAUGGCGGAUGAGGCUUUCCAAAAUGCUGUGCAAAGCUAUCAUGAUGUAUUCUUAAAAUCGGAGCGUGUUUUGAAAAUGGUACAAUCUGGAGCAUGCUCGCAGCAUGAUUUCCGAGAAGUCUUUCGGAAUAACAUCGAAAAGCGUGUUAGAUCUUUGCCUGAAAUUGACGGUCUGAGCAAGGAAACUGUAUUGACUUCUUGGAUGGCAAAAUUUGAUAUUAUUCUUAAGGGUAGCGGUGAAGAAGAUACAAAGAGACCAUCGCGAAUGCAACAGUCCCUUAAUAGUGAGCUUAUUUUAUCUAAGGAGCAGCUAUACGAUAUGUUUCAACAAAUAUUAUCGGUAAAAAAGUUCGAGCAUCAGAUACUUUUUAACGCUUUAAUGCUCGAUUCAGCAGAUGAGCAGGCAGCGGCCAUUCGAAGAGAAUUGGAUGGUCGUAUGCAGCGUGUAGGUGAAAUGGAAAAGAAUAGAAAACUUAUGCCUAAAUUUGUGCUCAAGGAAAUGGAAUCUCUCUACAUUGAGGAAUUGAAAUCAUCCAUUAACCUUUUGAUGGCUAAUCUUGAGUCCCUGCCAGUUUCUAAGGGGAACAUGGAUAGUAAAUACGGCUUGCAAAAGUUGAAGCGAUACAACCAUAGCACUCCAUCGUUUUUAAAAAUGAUACUGCGUUCCCAUGGAUCUCUCUCUAAAUUGGAGGGUGACUCCGAAGAUGGUACGUCCCAAUUGACUAAGCUAGAUGUUGUGCUUACUUUUCAAUUGGAAGUUAUUGUGAUGGAGGUAAAAGGGCUUAAGUCAUUAGCCCCUAACCGAAUUGUAUACUGCACAAUGGAAGUCGAAAAUGGAGAAAAGCUGCAGACGGAUCAAGCGGAAGCUUCAAAGCCUAUGUGGGAUACUCAGGGCGAUUUCACAACAACACAUCCUUUACCAAUUGUCAAAGUAAAGUUGUACACUGAAAAUCCAGGCAUGUUGGCUUUAGAAGAUAAGGAAUUAGGAAAAGUGACUAUAAAGCCUACACCGCUUUCCUCCAAGUCACCUGAAUGGCACCGCAUGAUCGUAUCGAAAAAUCUACCAGAUCAGGAUCUACGAAUUAAAAUUGCAUGCAGACUUGAUAAACCAUUAAAUAUGAAACAUUGUGGGCACCUGUAUGCAAUUGGAAAGUCAGUAUGGAAAAAGUGGAAACGUCGGUAUUUUGUUCUAGUUCAAGUGUCCCAGUACACCUUUGCAAUGUGUAGCUAUAAAGAGAAAAAAUCGGAACCCUCUGAGAUGAUGCAGCUUGAUGGCUAUACAGUGGACUAUAUAGAAGCUGCCAGCGCAAACCUUAUGUUUGGCAUAGAUUUAAAUGGCGGACGAUACUUUUUCAAUGCAGUGCGCGAAGGUGAUAGUAUUGCCUUUGCGUGUGAAGACGAGAAUGAAUGUAGUCUGUGGGUAAUGGCUAUGUAUAGAGCUACAGGUCAAUCUCAUAAGCCAACGCCCCCAAUAACACAGGACAAGAAUUCGGCAUUGUCAAAAAUACAGGGUGAUGCGGACAAAGCUCGAAAGCAUGGCAUGGAGGAUUACAUAAGUGCUGAUCCGUGUACAUUUGAUCAUGCGAAUCUAUUUAAAAUAUUGCAAAAUUUAACACUCGAGUAUCGUCUAAAUGAUCCAUACGCAUCGCUUGGCUGGUUCAGUCCAGGUCAGGUUUUUGUGUUGGAUGAGUACUGUGCUCGAUAUGGCGUUCGAGGAUGUUACAGGCAUUUAUGUUAUCUUUCGGAUCUUUUGGAUCGUGCAGAAAAGCAGCAUAUGAUCGAUCCCACUCUCAUACAUUAUUCGUUUGCAUUUUGCGCAAGUCAUGUACAUGGAAACAGACCUGAUGGUGUAGGUAGCAUUACCCAUGAAGAGAAGGAAAAAUUUUCUGAAAUUAAAGAGCGACUGCGCCAGUUGUUGGAGUUUCAAAUAACAAACUUCAGAUAUUGUUUUCCCUUUGGUCGUCCCGAAGGCUCUCUUAAAGCCACUCUCUCUUUGUUAGAACGUGUGCUCAUGAAAGACAUCGUUACGCCAGUUCCACCAGAGGAAGUCCGACAAAUGAUUAAGAAGAGCUUGGAAACUGCAGCUCUUAUCAAUUACACUCGACUUUCUGCUGAAGCUAAGAUUGAAGAGGACUUGCGGGGUGAAAUUAUUGUGCCGCCACCGAAGAAACUUGAAGACCUAAUACAUUUAUCCGAGCUGUGUGUUGAUUUGUUGCAGCAAAAUGAAGAGCAUUAUGGCGAAGCUUUUGCUUGGUUUAGCGAUCUCCUGGUGGAGCAUGCGGAGAUAUUUUGGUCCCUUUUCGCUGUUGAUAUGGACCGCGUACUUUCUGAGCAGGCUCCGGAUACAUGGGACUCGUUUCCAUUAUUUCAAAUAUUAAACGACUAUUUAAGAGCAGACGACAACUUGCGAAAUGGAAGAUUUCAUCAACAUCUGCGUGACACUUUUGCACCGCUAGUUGUGCGCUAUGUCGAUCUUAUGGAGUCCUCAAUAGCGCAGUCUAUUCACAAGGGUUUCGAGAAAGAGCGUUGGGAAAGCAAAGGGAUUAACGCCGCUUUAAACCCGGCCGCAUUGAAUCCGGCAGCCCUCAACCCGGCGGCAUUGCUUAGCGGCAAGAAAGAUCAAGUCAAUUUUUAUGUGCCGAAGCUACCAAGGCGUGCAGCUUCCACUGCAGCUUCCACUGCAGCUGGUGAUGAUAUGAGAAACGGAUGCGCGACAUCGGAGGAUCUUUUCUGGAAGUUGGAUGCACUACAAUCAUUUAUCAGAGACCUGCAUUGGCCGGAUCCAGAGUUUCGCCAGCAUUUGGAGCAAAGAUUAAAGAUGAUGUCCGUUGAUAUGAUAGAGCAAUGUAUACAGCGAACGGAUUCAUCAUUUCAGUCUUGGCUGAGGAAAAAUGUAGCCUUUAUAUCAACGGAUUAUAUAAUACCGCCAGAAAUGUGCGCAAUGGUUAAUGUGAUAUUAGAUGCUAAAAACCAAAGCUUUAAACUAACUACCAUUGAUGGUAUUGAUCUGUAUAAAUUUCAUGCUAAAAUCGAUGAUCAGAUCGACAAAGCGAAUGUAGCCAUGACACAAGGACUUAGCGGCAAGCUUAUGUCAGUGCUAGACUCGACUUUGUCCAAAUUAGCGCGCUACGAUGAGGGUAGUCUAAUUGGGUCUAUACUUAGCUUUACAAACGUAUCCAGUUCAGGAAAGGAUCUUGGCCAGGGUUAUGUGAACUUCUUUCGAAAUAACAUGGACCAAAUUCGCGGGAAAAUUGGUGAUGAUUUGUGGACCCUAAACUUUUUUGAGCAAUGGUAUUGCCAACAAAUCAAUAUGCUCUCUAAUUGGUUGUCAGAACGUAUGGAUCACGCUUUACACUACGCUCAGGUCACGUCAAUCUCUCAUAUAAUAAAAAAAAUUUAUUCGGACUUUGAGCUGCAAGGGGUUCUGGAGGAUAAAUUAAAUUCGAAGGCGUACCAAUCGGUUGCACAGCGCAUGGCUACCGAGGAGGCAACAUGCGCACUAACAAUGCCAGAGAUUGGCGACGGUGAUGAAUACAGUGACGAUGUGCUUAACGGUGAUGAGGAUACUGCUGGAGAUGAGGGGGCCGCUCAUGCAGCACGCAGUAUGCCGAAGCCUAAAAUGGCAGCAGCAUCUCAGGCAGCGGCUGUUACCAACGUUGUUGCUGGUCGUGUCGGUAACUUACUUGGUAAAGGCAUUGGUGGACUUAGCUCAAAGCUAGGAAGUGGCGGUUGGUUUUGAAUGUUCAUGUAGAUCACAAUUUAUCGAUCAACGGUUCUGGCAAACAGUGCAAAUAUAUUAUAUACUCAUAAUAGUACUAGCUUCUUAGCUUUACUGAGCCAAGUUCACACACGCAAUAUUUCAAUAAUCGAAAAGGGAAACACUCAGUUUUUUUUAAACUUAAACCAACCAAGCAAUUAAUUCAUACGAACCCCGAUUAUAUGUACAUGUUUACUACUCAAUUGAGUAAAUUCAAUUUAAUUUUGUAAGCCUAACAACAUGAAUAUUAUACACCGUUACGAUAAGCGUAUUUUCUUAUACUUUAUAAAUAACAUCACAUAAACGCCACACAUUGCGCAACACCAUACAUUUUUGUUUUAAAAACUGACAGCAAAUUUGUCAAUUUUUAAACUUUUUUUUACAAAGGAGCUUAGGGUUAUAGCUAUAUAUUUCCUUUGUGGCUCUUGACUGCCCAGAAAUAAGUUAACCGUUCGAUACAGCCAACACUUUAAUACACUUGGACGCAACAAACACACACACCCACUCACACACAUACACAGUUAAUAUGUCUCAGCACGAUGUCGCUUCAACGUUACCUAGGUGUAGUGCACCGCACUAGCGCUAGGUCAGCAUGCAUAUAAAUUUAUUUAUUUUUGUGUUAUACAAUUACAUAUGUAUAUAUAUUUGAAAACAUUAUUACCUCUAAAAUAAUAUUGCGCGAAUAUAUUAAUAGUAUUUAGUAUUUACAUAAAUAUUGAAAUAAUGAAAAUAAGUAAUGGAAGUAACCGCAAAAUUUAAUAUGUUAUCAUCAUAUUUUUACACAAGCAUAUUUCUUCAUCUGCGCGAAUAUACACAAAUAUCAACUCGCUUGAAUAGUGAAUUCAAAUUUAAGAAAUUCAUUUAAAUUUUUAACUAUCAACGAAUAAUAUUGACUACUGUUUGUUAAAAUUUAACUAUGUACGACUUAUAUACCCAUUAUUUUCAGGCGCUAUCUAACUCUAAAAAAGUAUCUUAUUGUAAUUAUAACUAACAUAUCUUUAAUAGUUCAAUUUAGUUUUAUCUUAAGUUAAUACUAAUUCAGUGGUGAGACUUAACGCCAUAAUUUAAAAUUCAGUAACACAAGUAUAGCUUACUCACAGCCGAUUAUAACUCUUGGAUAUAAACAAGCGAGUACAGUAAAAAAAAA